Molecule: messenger RNA, 1371 nt
Organism: Anopheles gambiae (African malaria mosquito)
Lineage: Eukaryota; Metazoa; Arthropoda; Insecta; Diptera; Culicidae
Product: actin-3, muscle-specific
Exons: 1
Coding region: 149-1279 (376 amino acids)
Source: RefSeq, a predicted model, not a curated record
GUACGCGAGUUCGAUCAUAGUACUCAUUGAGCGGUGUUUUACCGGUGCUUCGCAAAGUUGUGCUGCUGUGUAGUGUCUUGUCGAUUGGCUCAGGAGGCUCAGUUUAUAAUUCUGCUAGCGGUGAACGAGAACGGUAGUGCAGCGAAACAUGUGUGACGAAGAGAUUGCAGCGCUGGUCGUGGACAAUGGAUCCGGUAUGUGCAAGGCCGGGUUCGCCGGGGACGAUGCGCCGCGUGCCGUGUUCCCGUCGAUUGUCGGACGUCCACGUCACCAGGGCGUGAUGGUUGGCAUGGGCCAGAAGGACUCGUACGUCGGCGAUGAGGCCCAGAGCAAGCGCGGAAUUCUGACGCUGAAGUACCCGAUCGAGCACGGCAUCGUGUCGAACUGGGACGAUAUGGAGAAGAUCUGGCACCACACGUUCUACAACGAGCUGCGCGUGGCUCCGGAGGAGCACCCGGUCCUGCUGACGGAGGCCCCGCACAACCCGAAGGCGAACCGCGAGAAGAUGACGCAGAUCAUGUUCGAAACGUUCAACACCCCGGCAAUGUAUGUGGCCAUCCAGGCGGUGCUGUCGCUGUACGCUUCCGGCCGUACCACCGGCAUUGUGAUGGACUCUGGUGAUGGUGUGUCGCACACGGUGCCCAUCUACGAAGGCUACGCUCUCCCGCACGCCAUCCUGCGUCUGGAUCUGGCCGGUCGCGAUCUGACCGACUACCUGAUGAAGAUCCUGAUGGAGCGUGGAUACACCAUGACGACGACGGCCGAGCGGGAAAUCGUGCGCGAUGUCAAGGAGAAGCUGUGCUACGUUGCGCUGGACUUCCCGCAGGAGAUGGACACGGCGGCUACCUCGAGCUCGCUGGAGAAGUCGUACGAAAUGCCGGACGGACAGAUCAUCACCAUCGGUAACGAGCGGUUCCGCUGCCCGGAGGUGCUGUUCCAGCCGUCGUUCAUCGGCAUGGAGUCGACCGGCGUGCACGAAGCGGUGUACAACUCGAUCAUGAAGUGCGACGUGGACAUCCGCAAGGACCUGUACGCGAAUAUCGUGCUGUCCGGCGGCUCGACCAUGUUUGCCGGCAUCGCGGACCGUAUGCAUCGCGAAAUCAAUGCCCUGGCCCCGAGCACGAUCAAGGUGAAGAUUGUGGCACCGCCGGAGCGCAAGUACUCGGUCUGGAUCGGUGGCUCCAUCCUGGCGUCCCUGUCCACCUUCCAGCAAAUGUGGAUCUCGAAGCAGGAGUACGACGAGUCUGGCCCGGGCAUUGUCCACCGCAAGUGCUUCUAGGGUGCCUUCUUCUCCUCGUCGUUCCUGUUGUUUUACUGUGUUAAGCGUUGUUUUGUUAGUAAAUUAAAAUAAACUUCACUUUUAAUAUUAAA